Molecule: messenger RNA, 744 nt
Organism: Maudiozyma saulgeensis
Lineage: Eukaryota; Fungi; Ascomycota; Saccharomycetes; Saccharomycetales; Saccharomycetaceae
Source: the annotation of a GenBank genome assembly
AUGGUGACAUUAGAUGAACUGCUGGGUCUUGUGUACGUAUCAGUAUGGUCAGUAUCCAUGUAUCCACCAUUGUUAGUUAAUUACCGACAACGGUCAACAAAGGCUAUAUCUGUGGACUUCGCCAUUCUGAAUACGGCAGGGUACACGUACCUCAUGAUAUCUAUGGCUUUACAACUAUAUUUCUGGAUUGAGGUUGCAAAGGAUGUUGACAGACCCAAAGUUACGCAGUUUGAUAUGUGGUAUUGCGCUCAUGGAUUUCUGUUGAACCUCGUGCUACUAUCCCAAAUCGUGUUUGGACGUAAGUUAUGGAAUUUCUAUAGGGACAACAAGCUAAGAAGGAUGAAACAAGGCUACUACAGAAUCCUGUGGGUAUCAAUCGUGAUAUUUUUGCUAUUGACAGGCCAAUUCGUACUUAACAAUAUGCAACAAAAUUGGGAUAACUCUAGGACAUUGAAUUAUUGUAACAAUUUAUUUUUGUUGAAGAUCAGCAUGUCCUUAAUUAAAUACAUCCCUCAGGUAAAGCAUAACUAUGACAGAAGAUCUGUUAAAGGAUUUGCUAUUCAGGGUGUUAUUUUAGAUGUUACUGGUGGAGUGGCUUCAUUAUUGCAAUUACUGGUACAACUGUCCCGAGAUCAAGGGUUUUCACUAGCUACUUUUUUGACUAAUUUUGGAAAGAUAGGUAUUGCAUUGGUCACACUUAUCUUCAACUUUAUAUUCAUUUCCCAAUGGUUACUUUACAAAUAA